Lolium rigidum is the source of this 1452-nucleotide messenger RNA. Its product is annotated as serine carboxypeptidase-like 18. The coding region runs from base 1 to 1452 and encodes 483 amino acids. Gene Ontology annotation, molecular function: serine-type carboxypeptidase activity; acyltransferase activity, transferring groups other than amino-acyl groups. Gene Ontology annotation, biological process: proteolysis; secondary metabolic process. NCBI's taxonomy places the organism in Eukaryota, Viridiplantae, Streptophyta, Magnoliopsida, Poales, Poaceae. The transcript has 13 exons. The record is from RefSeq and is a predicted model, not a curated record.
AUGAUCGGACGGAUUCUCCUGCCGCUCUGCUUCUUCUUCUCGAUCGGCCUCACCGGACAGCAGCUCGUCCUCGCUGCGACUGCCUCUAGUUCGAAGGUAGUGACUACCCUCCCUGGAUUCGACGGCCUCCUUCCCUUCCACCUCGAGACUGGUUACGUGGAAGUGGAUGAGGUCAACGGCGCGGAGCUAUUCUACUACUUCGUCGGGUCGGAAGCCGGCGGCGAGGAUGCUCCUUUUCUUCUGUGGCUCACCGGCGGCGACCAUUGCUCCGUACUCAGCGGCCUUGCCUUGGAGAUUGGCCCAUUCCAAUUCGUCAUAGAGCCUUAUAAUGGCACCGUACCGAGCCUGCAACUCAACCCGUACUCGUGGACGAAGGUGGCAAAUAUUCUUUUUGUCGAUGCGCCGGUUGGGGCAGGAUUUUCCUUUUCUAGAAAACCUGAAGGUUACAAUGUUGGGGAUGUAUCAGCCUCACUGCAGCUCCAUGAACUCCUCAUCAAGUGGUUCACCGACCAUCCGGCGUUCCUCGCAAAUCAUCUCUAUAUCGGGGGAGACUCCUACGCUGGGAAAAUAGUGCCAUUUAUCGCACAAAAGAUUUCAGAAGGUGUUGAAGCUGGAAGGAGCCCCCAUCUCAAUCUCAAGGGCUAUCUAGUGGGCAAUCCGGCAACAGGUGAAAUAAUUGAUUAUAGCGCUGCAGUUCCAUAUGCUCACGGAGUUGGCAUAAUAUCAGAUCAGUUAUAUGAGACCAUAGGUGGGCAUUGCCAUGGAGAAGACUACAAGUAUCCCACCAAUGCGUUAUGUGCUCAAGCUUUGGAUACGUACAAAAGUCUCCUCUCUGAAGUUAGAUGGGGCCAAAUAUUGUUGGACAACUGUGGUGGUUUUACAUCUACUGGACCGGGUAGAGAAAUGGACGAUUCAGCUGGUGCUGGUAGGAAAAUUCUAAGUGAGGAGAAAGAUGGAGCCGAAACGGUGAAACGUCUUAGAAAUCCACCACCUAGCCCGACACUUGACUGUCAGACCUAUGGCAUCUACCUGUCGUAUUUCUGGGCAAAUGACCAGGGCACCCGAGACGCCCUCGGGAUCAAGGACGGCACCGUGGAGGAGUGGGUGAGAUGCCACAACGGCGACGUGCCAUACACCACAGACAUCAGGAGCAGCAUCAAGUACCACCGGAACGUCACGGCCAAUGGUUACCGCGCACUGGUAUACAGCGGCGACCAUGAUGCGAUGGUGCCUCACCUGGGGACGCAGGCGUGGGUGAGGUCACUCGGCUUCCCGAUUGUUGACGACUGGAGGGCAUGGCAUCUCCAAGGACAGUCUGCCGGGUUCACCAUAACUUACUCGAACAACAUGACAUUCGCAACUAUUAAGGGAGCUGGACACACGGCGCCUGAGUUUGAGCCGGAGAGGUGCUUUGCCAUGUUUAGCCGUUGGAUACUGAAUCAGCAACUCUAG